This is a messenger RNA of Oppia nitens, 1392 nucleotides long. Its product is annotated as probable phosphatase phospho2. Bases 430 to 1278 code for a protein of 282 amino acids. The transcript has 5 exons. The record is from RefSeq and is a predicted model, not a curated record. Gene Ontology annotation, molecular function: phosphatase activity. NCBI's taxonomy places the organism in Eukaryota, Metazoa, Arthropoda, Arachnida, Sarcoptiformes, Oppiidae.
CUAUACUAUACUAUAAGAGUCUAUACUAUUGUUGUAAAUAAAAAACACUUCUCAUAACUCCUGAAGAAUAAACAGAAGAAGAAUAAUAAUAUCCGUCCGUCCGGUCAGCGAUUGUUUGGAUCAAUCAAUCAGUGGUUAAACCACAACAACUGCUGAACUGAUAGACAGAUAGACAGAGAGGAAGGGAAGGGAAAGUUAAUACACACUAAACAAACCUCUUUAGAUCCAAUUGACUGACAGACAGACAGACUGAGAGGAAGGGAAGGGAAAGUUAAUACACACUAAACAAACCUCUUUAGAUCCAAUUGACUGACAGACAGACUGAGAGGAAGGGAAGGGAAAGUUAAUACACACACACUUAACAAACCUCUUUAGAUCCAAUUGACAGACAAACAGACAGACAAUCACAACAACAACAACAACUAAGAUAUGACCAUCGAUGACAAGAUCACAGCAACUACCACCGGGACAGCCGUCGUCGCCGCCGCCGCCGCCGCCACCACUCCGACAGUGAUCACCGAAUUGGUUGUCUUUGAUUUUGACGAAACAAUAGUCGACUGUAAUUCGGAUACGUUUAUCAAUGAGUUGGCACCCGAUGGCGGCCACAUACCCGACGAAUUGUAUGCGGAAUUUUUGCUGAACAAUCGUUGGACCGAAUAUAUGGCCAAAGUUUUAGGUUAUUUGCAUUCGCGAGGCGUUCGCGAAUUGGAUCUUCGGCAGUGUUUGAAACGUAUGCCGUUUCUGGUCGGUAUGAAAGAUCUGAUUACCAAAUUGUCGGCGACCUCAGCAGCAGCGGGUCCGGCAGUGGCGGUACCAGUGGUUAACGAAAACAAUGAACAACGAAACUACGAGUUGAUUAUCAUUUCGGACGCCAACAGUGUCUUUAUUGGCCACUAUCUAGAGUUUAAUCAAUUGGAUAAAGCGUUUCGUAAUAUAUACACAAAUCCGGCCACGUUUGACGAUACGGGUUGCCUGAAACUAACCGAAUACCAGUACCAGAACUGGUGUACAACCUGUGCCCGUAAUCUAUGUAAAGGUCAUGUACUCGAAGAACACAUCAAACGUCGGGCAAUGGAAGACAAUCAGUCCUAUUCGCGAAUCUCUUAUGUCGGCGACGGCAGUAACGAUGUCUGUCCAGCUCUGAGACUCGGACCAAACGAUCGGGUAUUUGCCCGACACGGCUAUCCAUUGGAUAAACGAUUGGCCAAUAAUGCCGAUCUGAAGGCCAAACGCUAUCAGUUUAACAAUGCUAACGAUAUUAGCGCUCAAAUGUUUUGAGACUUAACUACUUAACUAAUUAUUAUUAUUAUUAUAGUUAUAGUUAUUUUAUGGGAAAUUACCCCGGUACCUAAAAAUUAAUAAUUAAAUUUUUAAAAAAUAUAUAUAUAUAUA